AUGUCACAAGAAAAUAGCGGGGGACUUGAACAAAGCAGUGGAGGGCCUGAUCAGAGCACAAUCAUUCGGGCUAUGCAACAACAGUUUGAGCAAAUGAACAUGUUGCUCAAUACGAUCAAUGACCGGUUGGAGAGGCAUGAUGAGCAGAUUGACCAGUUGCGACAAGCUCCCAAUCAGCAUCCAAGGAGGAACAAUGACCGACAGCCGGCACCUACUAUUGAUCCAUUUGAUGACCACGAGGAGGGAUCCUAUGAUGAUGAGGAUGAUGUGUCUUCCAUUGCCACAAUGAGACGAGCUCGAGGAGCAAGGGCUGAGAGGCCAUGGCGCGGACGUGGGAGGCACCAAGAAAGAGACACCAUUGAUCGUAAUAUGGGAUCCAUCAAGUUGACCAUUCCUCCGUUCCAAGGCAAGAGCGAUCCUGAUGUUUACAUCGAAUGGGAAAGGAAGGUUGAGUUGGUUUUUGAUUGUCACAACUACUCCAAGAAGAAGAAGGUGAAGCUUGCAGCUGUGGCAUUCACCGACUAUGCCAUAGUUUGGUGGGAUCAAUUGACGGUGAGUAGACGCCGAAAUGGGGAGCGACCUAUUGACAAUUGGGAGGACAUGAAAGCUGUCAUGCGGAAGAGGUUUGUCCCAUCCCAUUACUACCGGGAUUUACACUUGAAGUUACAGAAUCUUAAGCAAGGGUCUAAGACCGUGGAGGAGUACCAUAUGGAGUUGGAGAUUGCCAUGAUUCGCGCCAAUGUUGAGGAGGAUCGAGAGGCAACCAUGGCUCGGUUCAUUAGUGGACUUAAUCGGGAGAUUGCCAAUAUUGUGGAGCUGCACCAUUAUGUGGAGGUUGAACAAUUGGUACACAUGGCUAUGAAGGCUUGUUCGAAGCAAGAGGAGAAGGCCAAGGUAGACAAGCCCGCAGCCAAACCAUCAUCUGAUUCUAAGGAGAGGGGUAACUCUUCUUCCCAACCUCAAAGAAACUGUGAUGUAAAGUGCUUUCGUUGUUUGGGUUCUGGUCAUUAUGCUUCUCAAUGCCCGAACAAGAGAGCCAUGAUUAUGUUAGAUAAUGGGGAGAUUGAAAGUGCGAAUGAGCAUAAGAGUGACACUGACUCUAUACCAUCACUUGAAGAUGCCGAUGAUGUGGAGCAUGUUGUAUCGGGUCAAACUCUUGUUGUUUUGAGAGCUCUACAUGUGCAAGCCAAAGAAGAUAGUGAUGAGCUACAAAGAGAGAACAUUUUCUACACUCGAUGCCACGUGAAGGAUCGAGUAUGUGGACUGAUUAUUGAUGGAGGAAGCACUGUGAAUGUGGCAAGCAAGCUGAUGGUGGAGAAGCUUGGUUUGAGCACUCAAAAGCAUCCGAGGCCAUAUAGGCUUCAGUGGCUGAAUGAGAGUGGUGAAUUGAAGGUGACAAAACAAGUGUUGAUCUCAUUUUCUAUUGGGAAGUACCAUGAUGAAGUUUUGUGUGAUGAGUUUGAUGAUGUGUUUCCUGAGGAGAUGCCACCGGGAUUGCCACCAAUCCGUGGGAUCGAACAUCAAAUUGAUUUCAUCCUGAGAGCACCCAUUCCAAACCGGCCAGCAUAUCGGUGUAGUCCCGAAGAAGCAAAAGAACUCCAAAAACAAGUUGAUGAGCUGCUGACCAAGGGCUAUGUUCGAGAGAGCAUGAGUUCAUGCUCUGUGCCCGUGUUGCUUGUUCCUAAGAAAGAUGGCACAUGA
This is a messenger RNA of Punica granatum (pomegranate), 1701 nucleotides long. Lineage: Eukaryota; Viridiplantae; Streptophyta; Magnoliopsida; Myrtales; Lythraceae. The record is from RefSeq and is a predicted model, not a curated record.